This is a messenger RNA of Prorocentrum cordatum, 2331 nucleotides long. Lineage: Eukaryota; Dinophyceae; Prorocentrales; Prorocentraceae. The record is from the annotation of a GenBank genome assembly.
UUCGUGACGCCAGAGGUCGGGGGCUUCCUGUCGCCCUCUUCCUCUCGUAGCCGUUCUGGCUCAAGCCCUGCUGGUUCAAGGGGUGUGUCUCCGAUCUCAUCGGAUUUUUCCUCCGUGCGGCCCCUCCUGCCGGGUGGCCAUGCUCAGCAAGCCCGCGGCCUUCCUGUCCUCCGCGCCCUCGGCGCAGGUGGCGCCCUUGGCGCCACAGCCGCCGGCUGCGCCCGCUCAGGCUGGCGCGGCGCCCGCGGAGGCGUGGGCCGCACGGCCCGUGGCCGCCGCGGCGGCGGCCGGAGCGGCGGGUGCGUGCCUCGGCCUCGCGAGGGGUCGCCCCAGGUCCGGGAGGCGGGGCCGGGCCGCGGCGGCCGCCGUGGGGUUCUGGAGCAAGGGGGUGAAGGCCGACGAGGCCGCGGCCUCGGAGGGCGCCGCCGAGUGCUUCCAGUGCGGCCGCGAGCUCGAGGAGACGGCGCAGGACAGGGUGCUCCACUGGCUCGGCAGGUCGCCGCAGUUUGGUUCCCCCUGCUUCAACGCCAUGCAGAAGCACUUCCCCAACGCGCUGCCCUCCAAGGUGGUGCACAACCGUUCGAGAACCGUGCUCGAGGAGCAGUACGGCUUCAAGCCUGGGACCACCCUGCUAGGCAGCUCCUUCUGUCCCGACGAAAUCAACAAUCAGGAGCGUGAUCUGGCCUCCGUGAUGCGGAAGUACUACGGGCAGAUUUUCCCGAUGGGCGGUAUUGGCGGUGCACCGUACGUUGGGGAGACUGGCUUCGCGGCCUUCUCCAGCCACGUUGCAGACAAUGGCGACAUCAUCGUCGUGUUCGGCCCUCAUGUCGGCAUCUCGAUGGAGGGCGAGGUGGGCAAAUACCUGCGCGAGGGCCAGAGUGCCAAGUCGACUGCAUGCGGCGCCGUCAUCGGUGCCUAUAAAGCGUGCCUCUGUGGCGCAGCCGGCACGUCGCCCGAGAUGGACGAAGCGGAUAUGCAGAUGAGCGAAAUCAAGCAGGAGUUCGCCCCCCACGCGGAGAAGCUGUCCAAGAGCAGCGAGCCCAUGGCCGCGUGCGCCUACCAGGCGUACGAGAUGGUCAAGGACCGUAUGCUGCGCAUCGUCAAUACCAAGUUCGGAAGCGGUCGCCUGGUGCUGAUCGGGGGCAUCCAGCUGAACAUGCCGUACCCGGAGUUCGACGACCAUUUUUUCCCGCUCAUGUUCGAGAUCCGCCAGGAGGGCAAGGACACCAUCGACCUUAUGAGUUCAUUCACCAACGUGGCCAUCCAGCAGGACCUGACGCGGUCGCCCUGGGCCUCCGUAGGGGCACAGCGAGAGGUGUUUGCGUGGCUCACUUGGAGCCCGCCGGCGGUGUCGCCCGUGUACCAGGCGCUGCACAAGUUCUUCCCCGACGCUCUUCCGGGCGAGGCGGUCCACCGGCGGUCCACGCUGAUCCUCGAGAGAUACGGUUUCAAGUCCCAGAACACGCUGCUGGGUACCUCGUUCUGCUCGGAUGAGAUUAACAAUCAGUCCGACUGCCUGGCCGUGCUCCUGCAGGACUACUGGGGCGACGUGUUCCCCAUGGGCGGCAUCAGCGGCACGCCCUUCACGGGGAGAACUGGUUUCGCUGCGUUCUCCAGCCACGUCGCCGACGAGGGCAACAUUCUGGUCGCCUUCGGGCCGCACGUCGGCAUCUCCGAGGACGGCGAGGUGGGCAAGAUCCCGCGCAAGGGCCAGGCCAACAUCUCCUCGGCGUGCGGGGCGGUGAUCGGCGCCUACAACGCGUGUCGCUGCGGCUGGACCGAGGACAGCUCGGACGCGUCGGGCUACGACAUGCAGAUGGACUUCUGCAAGCGUAAGAUCGCGCCCCACGCCGAUGCCAUCGCGAGGACGGAGAACCCGAUGGCCGCGCUGGCCCACCAGUCCUACCAGAUGGUCAAGGACUCCAUGAUGAGCUCCGUCAACACCAAGUUCGGGAGCGGCUACUUGUGUCUGCUUGGGGGCAUCCAGAUCAACAUGCCCCCCGGUAUCCCCGAUCACUUCUACCCCGUCACGUUCGAGCUUCGCAAAGAAGGCGAGCCGACUAUCGACCUGAUCCAGGAGAUGCGCGAUUUCAGCUGAGAACAGGCUGUCGCGCUGUGAAUUAUCCCUUACACGACUGCAGCACCGUGCACGCGCGGCGACUCGCAGACAUCACCGCGCGGAAACUAUCCGCCGCACGGGGUGUAAGUAAAUUCGUUUUUUAUAUAACCAGAAGCGUGCUGCACUUAGGAGUGGGUUCUAAAUCCAGUUCCGAAGAACAUAUGUUGGGAAGGCCUUGCGGCUGGUGCCGCCAACCAUGAAGGGGGACGACG